Capsella rubella is the source of this 846-nucleotide messenger RNA. Its product is annotated as putative cullin-like protein 2. Gene Ontology annotation, biological process: protein ubiquitination; ubiquitin-dependent protein catabolic process. The transcript is spliced from 7 exons. Gene Ontology annotation, cellular component: cullin-RING ubiquitin ligase complex. The record is from RefSeq and is a predicted model, not a curated record. Bases 1 to 747 code for a protein of 248 amino acids. Gene Ontology annotation, molecular function: ubiquitin protein ligase binding. NCBI's taxonomy places the organism in Eukaryota, Viridiplantae, Streptophyta, Magnoliopsida, Brassicales, Brassicaceae.
AUGCUUAGCUUUGAGGAAGGGUGGUCUUACAUGCAGGAAGGUAUUACCAAGAUGACAAAAAUUCUAGAAGGAGAGCCUGAACCACAAUUUACAUUUACACAAUAUGUGGAUCUUUACAGGUACCUGUAUGAAAAGUAUCGCCAAGUAAUUGAAGAUUAUACUAUCCAAACUGUGUUGCCGUCUUUAAGAGAGAAGCAUGAUGAAAAUAUGUUAGAAGAGCUUGUUAAGAGGUGGAAUAAGCAUAAUGUUAUGGUUAAAUGGUUAGCAAGAUUCUUCUAUUAUCUUGACCGUUACUUUGUCCCUCAGCAAGCCUUUCCAACACUGACAGAAGUUGGUUUGACAUGCUUCCACGACCUGGUUUAUCGUGAGAUGCACUCCACAGCCAAAGAAGCUGUAUUAGCACUUAUUCAUAAAGAACGGGAGGGCGAAGAGAUUGAUAAGAAACUAGUGAAAAACGUCUUAGAUAUCUAUGUGAAGAAUGGGAUGGGAAAUUUGGAAAAAUAUGAAGACGAUUUUGAAAGCUUCUUGCUUCAAGAUACUGUUUCUUACUAUUCUUGCAAGGUGUCAAGGUGGAUCGAGGAGGAUUCUUGUCUUGAUUACAUGCUAAAGUGUGAGGAGUUUCAAAGAGAGGAGAAGGAGAGAGUCACUCACUACCUCCAUUCAAGCACUGAACCCAAACUAGUUGAGGCAGUGAAAGAUGCAUUUGAAAUCUUAAAGAAGGAUGGAGGAAAUGAGAAGCUCAAGUGACGAAGUAUUAAAGAUACCCUUAAUUCAUGAAAUGUUUUCCUUCCAAUUCAAUAGGAUUUGCUAUUCAUCAUUUUUUUUCUUGUUUCACUAGCAUAUUGA